This is a messenger RNA of Aspergillus ibericus CBS 121593, 2029 nucleotides long. It is a transcript of the gene pdeA, whose product is annotated as 3',5'-cyclic-nucleotide phosphodiesterase PDE1. Gene Ontology annotation, molecular function: 3',5'-cyclic-AMP phosphodiesterase activity; 3',5'-cyclic-GMP phosphodiesterase activity. Gene Ontology annotation, biological process: cAMP catabolic process; cGMP catabolic process; negative regulation of glucose mediated signaling pathway. NCBI's taxonomy places the organism in Eukaryota, Fungi, Ascomycota, Eurotiomycetes, Eurotiales, Aspergillaceae. The record is from RefSeq and is a predicted model, not a curated record. Bases 444 to 2015 code for a protein of 523 amino acids. The transcript has 2 exons.
AGCGUUGUACAGUUCUCCUCCAACGGGGUUCCUCUUCUUCAUAUUCCGGGAGUGACGCGUGUCUGAGCGAGGAGGUUCUCCGCCACCCACGGUCACACCCGCACAGCCAAGCGAGGGAGGAGGGCAUUUAAUAUCUGCGCUCAGCCGCACUGGGUGGAGUAGUUACAUCUGGCGCCGUUUGGUUCUACCCUUGCUCAUUCUUUGGGCAAAUACGCAGUAGAUACGGCAGCGGCGAUCGCGCCCAGCCUUAUGCCGGGUGGAAACUGCAUCUUAGCUUCCCUUGAAUCCCCACACGGUCCGGGCACCACCCCAAGUGGUCGCUGAAAAAGAGGGCUAGAGCUCGUUCGAAAGGGCGAUUUUCUCUGGAGGCCAAACCAUCCCAUUAAUUCCUAUUGCAGCUGGUGCCCUGGAGCUCUGUUGCUCUCUAAGUGAAUCUUUCAAAAAUGCAACAGGCCGAAUUGCCAUAUGUUGGACCAAACCCUCCACAAGUUAAUGGUCCAGAGGAAGCUCCAGGUUUACAGAUCAUCGUUUUGGGUCCGACAGGGGGCCCCCGUGAGGAUAGAGUCACAGGACUUUUGGUUCGAUCUACGUCAACCAAGUGGUCAUCGAACUCGGUGGUCGCUGUCGAUGCAGGUACCCUUCUUUGUGGGAUCAUUGACACUCUAGAGCCAUGUGAUAACCACCAGGAGGUAUCAGACCGGGGCCCGUUUGCUGGUUUGGAACUCCCACACAACAAUGCUCCGGCAAAUGCAGCGCACGUUUUCCGGCACAUCAUUGGGGCUGUCUGCAUCACACAUCCUCAUCUAGAUCAUCUGUCGGCAUUUGCCAUAAAUACGCCGGUUCUGGAGGCAGGAUGUGGAGCAAAGACGUUGGCUGCCUUACCCUCCGUAGUCGCUGCGAUCAAGACUCACGUGUUCAAUGAUGUGAUCUGGCCUAAUUUGUCCGAUGAAGAUGGCGGUGCUGGCCUUGUUACCUACCAGCGCUUAAUGGAGGGCGGCAACCCUAUGAUGGGCCGUGGCGAUGAGAGGGGCUAUACACGAGUCUGCGAGGGCCUGUUGGCGAAAUGCCUGGCCAUCAGUCACGGGCGCUGCAGACAACGUUCCAACCCCGAGGUUGAGGUUCAACACCGGCUGAGCAGCGCCGCUUUUGGUUUCGAUCCGCUAAGGCUUAAUCCAAGGGCCUACUCGGUCUCCUUUGACGAACCAGAGACUGGCUACUUUUCUCCGUCACGUUCGCCUGGCUUUCGUGUGCCUGGGAAGGAUGGCUGGGCGGCCGUCGAGUCCUCGGCUUUCUUUAUCCGUGAACCUGCUACGAAGCGAGAAGUGAUCAUCUUCGGCGACGUGGAACCCGACACAGUCUCACUCAAUCCGCGCAAUCGACGCGUGUGGGAAGCAGCAGCGCCGAAAAUCGUUGCCGCUCAACUGCGAGCGAUCUUCAUCGAAUGCUCCUAUAAUGAUGAUGUUGAUGACGCGUCCUUGUACGGUCAUCUUUGCCCGCGCCACUUAAUCGAUGAAUUGAUUGUAUUGGCGCAGAAGGUCACGGAGUUAAAACAUCCAGAAUCGUUCAUGAUGAAAAAGCGUAAGCGUGCGAGCGCCCCGGAGGUACCCGGAGAUCCAGCCCUGAGCCCCAAAUCAAAGAAGGCAGCCCUCGCAGGAGAGAAAAGCGGAAGCUCUCGUCGAGGGUCUGCCAGAACGACGCGCCGCCAUACGCGUGCAAGAGUCACUCUGGAAGACCCUAAUGACAUGAUGGAAGCCAGCCCAUACGUUUCUCACGCACCUAGUGAGGUUGGGAUAGAUUUGUCAUUGGCUGAGAGUUCGGACCCUCUAAUGCCACUCCAGUGGCCUGAACCGCCUCUGGCUGGUCUCUUAGUCUACAUCAUACAUAUCAAAGACGACUUAAACGAUGGUCCCCCUCCACAUGAGCGCAUCUUACAGGAACUCAAGGCUCAGGGGGAGACUGCCGGGUUAGGAUGUGAAUUCCGUGUACCCACACGUGGUGAGAGUGUCUUGAUCUGAUCGCCGAUUGGUAA